GCCGCCGCACGCCUGAUCUUCUACUCCCCGCGACCUUUGAGAUACCCAGCACGGCUCGAGUUGUGCAACUAAUACCAGCCACGCAACACGUAACAGUAGAUAUCCCUCAGCCGCGCCAGCGCUGAGCUUACGCAAGCCGGGCACAUUGCAAUCAAACGACUGUUGACGCGCUGUCCCUUCCUCCCUCCCUCACAAGACCCACACUCCUCGAACAUGGCCGGUGUGGUCACUAGCGAGCAGCAAGGGCCACCACCCGUCACCCAGCAGCAGCCCAACGAAGUAGCUGAUGGCACCCAGCCACACCCAGACCCUCAGAGCGGCAGCACUGGCGUUGGAAAUGGGCCUCAGAUUGUCAGCACCUCGGCAGGGUUGGAUGUCAUAGCUGGACCACUCCUCAAUUACAGGCGCACCAGCACCAAUGGCGGAGAAACACUAUGGCACGGCAGCGUCUUGAUCGUUACCACGCCAGGACAACAGGAUCCUGUCAUGGUCAUUGGCCCAGCGGGCCCGGUUGCUUCCGAUGCAGGCAACAUGCAGUUCAGCAGGCCUCACCCCGAAAGAGUUGGUGGAGAGAAGCUCUACGAGGACCCCAAGCGCGCCUUCUGGCGCUUCAUCGUCGAAGUGCCCUUCCAGCAGUUCGAGGCACGAUGGCAGUACGAGAUCCAGAACCUUGUGUAUUUGGACCGCAGCAAGGCCGAGAAGCCGCAGCACUUCGCCGUUCCUUCCAUUCAACAGUCGAUGCGCAUCAUGUUCCACUCCUGCAACGGUUUCAGUGUUGGUACAGACGUUGACGCUUGGUCCGGUCCAGCGCUUUGGAACGAUGUCCUGCGCAUGCACGAACAGAGGCCUUUCCACGUCAUGAUUGGAGGUGGCGAUCAGAUUUACAACGAUGGUGUGCGUGUUGAUGGACCUCUGAAGGCAUGGACAGCCAUUAGCAACCCCCACAAGCGCCGCGACUACCCCUUUGGCGAGCAGAUGCGCGCAGACUGCGACGAGUACUACUUCAACAACUAUGUCAGGUGGUACGGCCAAAAGCCUUUCUCUACCGCUAACAGUCAGAUCCCUCAGGUCAACAUCUGGGAUGAUCACGACAUUAUUGACGGGUUUGGCUCGUACACUGAUCAUUUCAUGAAAUGUGCUGUGUUCAGGGGUAUUGGUGGCGUUGCGCAUAAGUACUAUUUGCUGUUUCAGCACCACCUGGCCCCUCCAAAGAGCACAUUCACCACGGAUGCGCCUAAGACUACUAGCGCGGAUCCGUCAGGAACAACACCGGCCGAUCCUGUGCAGUUGGAGAAGGCUUGGGUUAUGACUAAUGACAAGGGCGACCCAUCAUACAUCAUCGGUACCAAGCCUGGCCCGUACGUCGAGGAGCGCAGUCGCAACAUUUACUGCCAAUUGGGUGCGCGCAUUGCAUUUGCAGGUAUCGAUGCACGAACAGAACGUACUCGUCAUCAGAUCAACUACCCCGAGACCUACAGACAGGUGUUUGACCGCUUGGAUAAGGAGUUCUCAGCGAACACGAACCUGAAGCAUCUCAUCUUUCUGCUUGGUGUGCCAAUCGCGUACCCGCGUCUGAUUUGGCUCGAGAAUAUCUUGCAGUCGCCUCUCAUUGCACCCAUUAAGUUCCUGAACAAGCGUUUCGGUCUUGCAGGCUCCUUCUUCAACCAGUUCGACGGGAAAGUGGAUUUGCUGGACGAUCUCGAUGACCACUACACAGCACGUCAACACAAGACUGAGCGCCGUGAGCUUGUCCAGAUGUUGCAGAACUUCUCCAAGAAGCACUCUGCUCGUGUCACCAUUCUCGGUGGAGACGUUCAUCUUGCAGCUAUCGGUCGUUUCUACUCCAACCCCAAGCUUCAGAUCCCAGCCGAGCAUGAUUGGCGCUACAUCCCGAACGUCAUCAGUUCCGCCAUCACCAACAAGCCUCCACCGGCCGCUGUAGCCAACUUACUCGCCAAGCGCAACAAGAUUCAUCAUCUGGACCACGACACCGACGAGACUCUCUUAGAGAUCUUCGAUCGUGACCCUGGUGUCAAGGGCGAGACUCACGUCGUCCGUGCCGGCACGGAGCCCGUCAACAGUACAAAUGGCAUGGCGAACGGCGAGCACACUCAGGGGGAAGCGAACAAGGGAGCGCCCAUUGUCAACGGCAACAAGGUCGAUUCAAAGACCCGCGAUUCGAACCACGCUACUAUGCCUUCCCGCAACUACGCCAUCAUCUGCGAGUCCACUCCUACUUCGACGUCAACUCUGUCCGCACCAGCAGCUGUGCCAGGUCAAGCACCCAGCGUCAAUGGCGCCGCAAGCGCGAUUUCUGCGCCGCCGGAGAGGAAGGGCAACAUGCGCCACGCUAUUCAUGAUGGCGAGAAGAACGCUGGUACUGGGCAUCCUGCAGCUCAGGGUCUUACUCCUUCCGGUCUCUGUGGACCGUUUGGCCUGGAUGUCACGAUUAGGGUUGAGAUCAGCAACAGUGAUCGUGAGGGCAGGACUGAUGGAUAUGGCUUCAGUAUUCCCGGGCUUGAGGCCGGUGGGUAUGCGCAGCAGGGUAGCCAUUGGUAGAGAGUGAUGGCUGGAGAAUAGGGAAGAGAGAGACUGGAACGUGAGAGGGGAUCGAGGAGGUGGGUGAGGUAAUGUGUAGUCUAUUUUCGCCUGGUAUACCCAAAUGGUCAAGUACUUAGUCUGUAAUGCAUCUAUCAUCCGUUAUUGGCAAGGUACUGUUGCGUUCCAUCUCUCGCUU
Didymella exigua CBS 183.55 is the source of this 2737-nucleotide messenger RNA. RefSeq lists its product as uncharacterized. The transcript is spliced from 2 exons. Gene Ontology annotation, cellular component: membrane. The coding region runs from base 214 to 2559 and encodes 781 amino acids. The record is from RefSeq and is a predicted model, not a curated record. NCBI's taxonomy places the organism in Eukaryota, Fungi, Ascomycota, Dothideomycetes, Pleosporales, Didymellaceae.